AUGACCAUCAUCCUUUUUUUGGUUGAUACUUCCGCGUCCAUGUGCCAAAAAGCACUGGUCGGCGGAGUGAAGAAAUCAUACCUGGAUAUAGCGAAGGGAGCGGUGGAAACGUUCUUGAAAAUUCGCCAACGGUCCCAGGACUGCGUAGGUGAUCGUUAUAUGCUGCUAACAUUCGAAGAUCCGCCCAACAACGUAAAAGCAGGAUGGCAGGAGAACCACGCGACGUUUAUGAACGAGCUGAAAAAUCUGCAAAGCAACGGUCUUACUUCGAUGGGUGAGGCGUUGAAAAAUGCGUUCGAUUUACUCAAUCUGAAUCGCGCUCUUUCCGGCAUCGAUACCUACGGGCAGGGCAGGUGCCCGUUCUACCUGGAACCGUCGAUCAUUAUCGUGCUUACUGAUGGCGGAAAGUAUGCGUUCCGAAACGGUGUGCAGCAUGAACUUAUCCUGCCGCUGAACGCACAAACGCCCGGUACGAAGCUUACCAAGGAACCUUUCCGAUGGGAUCAGAGACUGUUCUCGCUUGUACUGCGGAUGCCGGGCAAUCGUGUGGACGAGCGACUGCAAGGCAAAGUGCCACACGACGAAUCAAUGAUAGAAAAAAUGUGCGAAGUAACUGGCGGCAGAUCGUACAAAAUUAAAUCGCACUACGUGCUGAAUCAAUGCCUUGAAAGCCUGGUCCAAAAGAUUCAACCGGGUGUUGUGAUUCAUUUUGAACAAGUCAUUGCAAAGAGCGGGGUCCGUGCGAUCGAUAUUCAGCCUACUAAAUGCAUGAUUUACGUGCCAAAACAAAAUCCUUCGCAGAAGACGUUUCCCGUGCGAUAUUGGCCGAUACCGGAACCAUAUUGGCCCGAUCCCAAGUUAACCAGCCUGCCGCCUCGAGAUGCACACCCGAGGGUUAAGGUGAUUUGGCCGAGCUGCGAUGAGCCGCAGGUGUUGCGUAAUUUUCCGAUCGACAGAUACGAAGUUGAAACAUGUCCACUCACGGCACACAUUAUAUCGAUGAAGGAAACAAACAAAGUAUGGCCACUGGUUAUAGCGACGGGGGUGCAGGGCGAAAUGCCUUUUGGUUACUUGAAGGCCAGCAACACGCAUCCCUCCCUGGUGCAUCUCUACGUGAUGCCGUAUAACUAUCAAAUGAUAGUGUCUUUGGUCAACGAUCUGGUUGACAAGUUCAACUUCAACCCACCGACCGAGUGGGUGUAUAAAUUCUCCAACUAUGUGAAAACAAUUCCACAGUACUACUGUCCUUUCUUAAGGCGAGCUCUUGUCACUGCGCUUAACGUUCCGCACCAGUUGCUUCAAUACAUACUACCCGAAAGCUUUGACAGUUAUCUGAGUCCAUCGGUUGCAAAUUAUUUGAAGCACAUGAAAAAUACUGCCCAACAGGCUCAGAAGCACCUUUGCCUGCGGGUUUUGAAGCAGCUUAAAGAACCGAAACAACCGUUUCGUCAGAUUGAAACAGUAACGAUAAAAGCGAGCGUGCAGCGGAAGCGUGACAUUCUUUCGCACCCGAUGCUCAAGGACACCUUCACCAAAAUGCAUAUGGAAAUCGAUAAUUAUGAUAAUUUCUCGAUUAUGAUACCCAGUACCGUACGUACCGCGACUACUAGUAACUGCCGUAAUCCUUAUGACAUAACCCGACGAGAGUUGUUCGAUGGGCUGGCUCGAAUGAGACAGUGUUUCUUCCGCUUGUUAACGGGAAAUAUUACCCUGUUCACAAAAGAUUCUGGCCACUGCAUGCCGAUCUCUAACAUGGGUCACUACCAAGACUACCUCAAGAAUAAACCAACGUCGCUGCGGCAGCUAGAACCAACCGAUGUUUGCCAGCACUUGUUCGGAAAUCCUUGUAAGAAAAAUAAAAGGAUAGUAAUGGUGGACGAGGCGGAUCUUAACGAUGUGGGGUCGCUGAAAUCAGUGCCCUCCGAUCAGGGCGAUGAAAAGAACACUGCGUCCCGAAUGAAAGACCGAAAGCGAAAGGCUGGUCCUAUCCAUAAAGACUAUGUGUAUAAGAGAUUGGUGCCGUCUAAUAGAUGUUCUGCGCUUGAGGUUAAGUCAGAACUAACUACGACUGAUUGCGGUAGCGGUAGUGGAACUACGUCCGACUCGGAACGUUUAGUAGUUUUGCAUGCUGACACGGGUGAAGUACCCGCAACGAGCGUUUCUUUCCGAGAAAACUCCCACUACAUUGCAGCGCUCAAAGAAAUGUUUGCAGUUGAAAUGAAUGCUUACUCUCGAGAGAGUCAGCAUGAUGUUACAACGAAGCAAGGUCCGGCUGAUAGAGUAGUUGCUCAAUUAAGCGUUCCUGCUAUCAGUAUCCAGACAGUUGUCGUUGAUAGUCCUUUGAUCAAUUCAUGUCCACAUUUUGUUCAAAGAGAUUCUUCUUCGCGGAUAAAUGAAGAGGAGGGCAUCAAAUGUGCCCAAGUUGAUCAAACUUCAUGCCUGAAAACAUCUCCAGUGUCCGAUGAUUCCCCUUUCCAAGUAGCCCCUAUCGAAGAGCCGCCCGAUGAGAAAGAACCUACCGAGUGUCGAACGGUAGAUCCGGUGGAAGUGCACUCAGUGAGAGUCGAACAGCAUGCACAGUAUGAAUCACACCAAACCUUGGAUCAGUUCAAGCAGCAGCAACAAGAAGAAAUACCAUCUCAAGAGCAACCUAUUAUUUUGCCGGCUCCUGAACUACUCCCGCAACUUAAGCUAGAACAUGGCCAUUCGUUAUCGAUAACACGGCCACAGCUACCGUCCAAUAAAAGCUCAAUUUCGAUGUCAUCUGCUGAAGACGUUGCCGAUAUGAGCGAUGUGCUCAAUAAAUCUAACAUUAUCAAAACCUGCCGCAAUGAGGACAAUGCUACCGAAGAAAAAAGGCAGACCAACUGA
Messenger RNA from Anopheles bellator, 2871 nucleotides. RefSeq names its product integrator complex subunit 6-like. The record is from RefSeq and is a predicted model, not a curated record. Gene Ontology annotation, biological process: snRNA 3'-end processing. The transcript has 2 exons. NCBI's taxonomy places the organism in Eukaryota, Metazoa, Arthropoda, Insecta, Diptera, Culicidae. Gene Ontology annotation, cellular component: integrator complex. Bases 1 to 2871 code for a protein of 956 amino acids.